AUGUCUUCAGGGUUCUGGCCUCCUCUACUCCAGCCUGUGGUCGCGCCAGCCAGAGCUCACGGAUUCCCGGCGGCGCCCCGCCUCCGGUCCCUUAUUGGCUCCCUUGGGGCACGUGAGGGCUGUUGCGGAGGCCUCGGAGGUUCUGUGUUGCAAAGUCAAGGGCUGUCCCACCUUCUGCGCGCAGCUGUUCCUGAGUCAGACCGCCACGUGCAGGCACUGGACUGGAUGUGGUAUGGGUGCCAGGCCAGCAGGCACUCCAGUCGUUUGCUGCGAGAGCGCAGGAAGCGGGCGUGCAGGAGGCUGGACGCCGCGGCGCCCGAGCGGGACUGCCCCCAGGUGAGGGUGUGCAUCGCAGCGUCCGGGGGCAGCGAGGAGCCCGAGUCCCCCGAUGCCCAGCGCAGAGGCCGCCUGCCCUCACCACGGCCCAACAGAGGCCAGGGCCAGCCAGGCACGGGGGGUCCUCUGGAUGGCGGAAGGAGCCGGGCCCAGCCUUGCCCGAGGUGCAUCGCAGGAGAGUCUGGACAUUUUAACCAUAUGGAAGAUCGGUAG
Messenger RNA from Rangifer tarandus platyrhynchus (Svalbard reindeer), 549 nucleotides. The record is from the annotation of a GenBank genome assembly. NCBI's taxonomy places the organism in Eukaryota, Metazoa, Chordata, Mammalia, Artiodactyla, Cervidae.